Diorhabda carinulata is the source of this 1394-nucleotide messenger RNA. RefSeq names its product inositol polyphosphate 1-phosphatase (gene Ipp). Gene Ontology annotation, molecular function: inositol-1,4-bisphosphate 1-phosphatase activity. The coding region runs from base 286 to 1359 and encodes 357 amino acids. Gene Ontology annotation, biological process: phosphatidylinositol phosphate biosynthetic process. NCBI's taxonomy places the organism in Eukaryota, Metazoa, Arthropoda, Insecta, Coleoptera, Chrysomelidae. The record is from RefSeq and is a predicted model, not a curated record. The transcript is spliced from 6 exons.
CUAUAUGGGUUGUUGAAAAUAUUUAGAAAAACAACGCAAGCGUGUGGAGAGAGACCUUGAUGAAAGCGAAUUCCGCAUAUUAUGAACCUAAUUUCCAGAUUCGAGCGAAAAGACUGGUCUUGAUAUAAAAUCAAUAAAGUUAAAGCCUCCUUUCGCUCACUUAUACGACUCGUCGCAAUUAUUUUGUAAUGAAAUUAACGAUAUAAUUGAGGAACGUACGUCAUUUGUAUUAUGCAGUUAAGUGAUAACAAAACUUUUUUUUGAGUUUUCAGUGGAUAAUAAUACAUGAAGAUGGACUUGCUGAAAGCAUUAAUUGUUGUAUCAGAAAAAGCAGCGAACGUUGCUAGGGUAUGCCGUAAAGAUGAACAUCUUUUUGAACUUUUAGUACAAAAAAAGAAGACGGCCGAAGCUAAUCCUCGAUUUGUUGAAGAUUUCAAAACUCUUGCCGAUGUUCUCAUACAAGAAAUGGUUAAACAUGACAUUGGAAAACAAUUUGAAGAGCUAGCUCCUAAUAUAAGAGGAGAAGAAACUAACAUUUUUAAAAAUAAACUUGGAGAAAAAAUAUGUGUGGAAAUUAAACACAAUGAAGAAGAAACUUCAAACCUUUUAGAAACAGUGUUAAACGGUGAUCACAUCGCUGCAAGACUUUUGGCUGGAGAGGUACAUAAACACUUGAAUAUAGAAGAUAUUAAUACUGACGUACCUCACGAGCCAUUUGACGUGAAAUUUAACGAAUUGGGAAUAUGGAUAGAUCCGAUAGAUUGUACCGGGGAGUAUGUUCACGGUGGUGCUGGAGAAUGUAUAAAUAAUGUACAUCUAAAUGGACUUAAGUGUGUUACAAUAUUGAUAGGAGCAUUUAAUAAAAAUACAGGAGUUCCAGUUAUGGGUGUUAUCAAUAGACCAUUUUUAGAUAAAGAAGAUUCUCAGUUUUCGCAGCAAUGUAUUUGGGGCGUCUCCAUACCUAAUUUCAAAUACAAAAGUACACUCAAAAAGCCCACCCGAACAAACACCAUUUGUAUAAGUAGCAGUGAAGAAGAAGGCAUUAAAGAAAAAUUAGAAAAUCAUGGUUUUAAUUUAAUCCAAGCCUCGGGAGCUGGAUAUAAAAUUUUAACUGUUAUUUUAGGUUUGGCCGAUGCUUAUAUUUUAACGAAAGGCACAACUUUUAAAUGGGAUACUUGUGCUCCACAUGCUAUUCUUAAAUCGAUAGGUGGCGACAUUGUAAAUUACGUUGAUAUAUCCAAAGAAAAAAUCGAGAGUAUUCAUUAUUUUAUUGAAGAAAGUACAUGUAACUUAAAUGGAAUUAUAGUGUACCAAGACGAUAAUAUAUUAAAUGAAAUUGUUGGCAUUCUAAAGUUGUAAAUAUUUUUUCUUAAUAAACAUAGUUUUAUAUAAAA